AUGACUGAGUUUAUCAAAUACAAAGGUUUUGAUCAUGUCUGGCAGUACUCAGGACCAUGGUUGUACUAUUUAAUUGGGGUUUAUCUUUGUUUACCUAUUAUUGCCUAUCUGGUUUUACCAUGGUUUUUCCAUAAAAGAAAAUCUAGUCAACGUAAAAUGAUUUCAAUAUUCGUAUUAGGAGAUUUAGGUCAUUCGCCACGAAUGUGUUAUCAUGCUAUGACAUUUAGUAAAUUAGAUUAUUUUGUUAAUUUGUGUGGAUACAUAGAAACCGAACCAUCCCCUGAAGUUCUUGAUGAUGUUAGUAUUGAUAUUAUUCCCAUUGAUGUUAUUAAAAAUACUAAUGAUUUACCAUUUGCUUUAUUUGCAUUAUACAAAAUUUCCACUCAAUGUAAACAAAUUUGGAAAAUAUUAUGGAAUACAAGAGGUACCGAUUAUAUCAUGAUUCAAAACCCACCAAGUAUACCUAUAUUACUUGUGAUUAUUGUUUUCAUCAAAUUUUUCAGUCGUGAAACAGAAUUGAUUAUAGAUUGGCACAAUUUGAAUUAUACGAUUUUAAAUUUAAGAUACAAUAAUUUAAACCAUCCAUUUGUUAGAAUUGUUAAAUUUUAUGAACAUAUUUUGGGUCAUUUUGCAAAUUUGAAUAUAACCGUUACGAAAAAUAUGAGGAAAUUUUUAAACACAGAGUUUGGAUUGAAAAAGAAUAGAAUUGUAACAUUAUAUGAUAGACCGGGAGAUCAAUUUCAACCAAUCACAGAUAAACUGGAAUUUACUUCUAAACACGAGUUAUUUAAAGACAUUGAUACUCAAAAGUAUAAAAUAUUAAUUAGUUCAACAUCUUUCACUCCCGAUGAAGAUUUCAAUAUUCUUUUAGAUGCGUUAAAAGAAUACGAGGGAAUUUCCAAUACUCCACCAGUGUGUUUAAUAGUUACAGGAAAAGGACCAUUAAAAGAGAAGUUUUUGACAACUGUUGAAGAAUUGAAAUUUUCUCCAAAAGUUAUAGUUAAAACCGCAUGGUUAUCUGCUGAAGAUUAUCCUAAAGUAUUAGCAUGUGCAGAUUUGGGUAUUUCUUUGCACACUUCCUCUAGUGGUAUUGAUUUACCAAUGAAAAUUGUUGAUUUUUUUGGAUGUGGAGUUCCUGUUAUUUCCUUAAACUUCCCAGCUAUUGAUGAGUUGGUUAAAGAUGGUGUUAAUGGAUUAAUCACCAAGGAUAAAUCACAAACUAAAGAAUCUAAACAAGUCUGCCAUUUAAUAAAUGAAGUAUUUACAGAUGAAAAAUUAUUAUCCACGAUUAAAAAUGGUGCAAUGGAAGAAAGUAAACUUAGAUGGGACGAGAAUUGGUUUAGUGUAUUGGGUUCUAAAUUUGAUACUAAACAAAUAAAGGGUAGAUAG
This is a messenger RNA of Candida tropicalis MYA-3404, 1389 nucleotides long. RefSeq names its product chitobiosyldiphosphodolichol beta-1,4 mannosyltransferase (gene ALG1). The record is from RefSeq and is a predicted model, not a curated record. The coding region runs from base 1 to 1389 and encodes 462 amino acids. Lineage: Eukaryota; Fungi; Ascomycota; Pichiomycetes; Serinales; Debaryomycetaceae. Gene Ontology annotation, cellular component: endoplasmic reticulum. The transcript has a single exon. Gene Ontology annotation, molecular function: mannosyltransferase activity.